AUGGCUGACCCUGCCAAGGUGUCACAGCUUUUUAAAACCUUGCACAGGACUGGACAGCAAGUUUUUAAAAACUAUAUCACGGGGCCGCUAGCAUUAGAAGCAGCAAGAAAAAAGAUAAAUGAAGAAUUCAAAAAGAAUAAAAGUGAGACUUCACUGCAGGUAACAGAAAAAUUUAUCAAAAUAGGUUCUGAUGUUGAAUUAAUACUCAGAAAAUCUGUCAUACAAGGAAUUCACACAGAUCACAACACUUUGAAAUUAGUUCCUAGGAAAGACCUUCUUGCAGAAAAUAUUCCUUACUGUGAUGCACCUGCCCAAAAGCCAUGA
Dromiciops gliroides (monito del monte) is the source of this 324-nucleotide messenger RNA. RefSeq names its product complex III assembly factor LYRM7-like. The transcript is spliced from 2 exons. The record is from RefSeq and is a predicted model, not a curated record. The coding region runs from base 1 to 324 and encodes 107 amino acids. NCBI's taxonomy places the organism in Eukaryota, Metazoa, Chordata, Mammalia, Microbiotheria, Microbiotheriidae. Gene Ontology annotation, biological process: mitochondrial respiratory chain complex III assembly.